Penicillium pulvis is the source of this 1455-nucleotide messenger RNA. Its product is annotated as alpha-mannosyltransferase. The coding region runs from base 1 to 1455 and encodes 484 amino acids. Gene Ontology annotation, molecular function: alpha-1,2-mannosyltransferase activity. Gene Ontology annotation, cellular component: Golgi apparatus. The record is from RefSeq and is a predicted model, not a curated record. Gene Ontology annotation, biological process: mannan biosynthetic process. The transcript has a single exon. Lineage: Eukaryota; Fungi; Ascomycota; Eurotiomycetes; Eurotiales; Aspergillaceae.
AUGACUCGUCGAUUUCGGAUAGUGCUUGCUUUGUGUCUUGUUGCAACAACUAUUUGGUAUUUGACGGGAGAGGCAGCGGCUCCUAGUUAUCGUACCUAUUUGACAGAUCAGUUGACAACAACCUACUCUCGAAAUACGACGGAGCAUAUCAAUUUCUGGCGCCAGUUUCAAUCCCUCUUGGAGACACAUAAACCAACAUGCAACUCCCCAAAGCGUCUCGGAUAUGCAGCAGCUACCGGCUUCAAGUCAUCGGACGCAGGUCCUCGUCCUGACUUGCUAAAAAUGACGACUCGCGAUGUUCGGACAAUGAAAAAGGCACACGGAGACUUCGUUGAAGCCAUUGAACUCGAUCCACCCGCUCUUGCCUAUAUACCUGGGACCAAAGGCUUGGUCACUACAGCAGGCGGACCUUAUCUCCCCGUUUUGGUGAUCUCCUUGCGCAUGCUGCGCCGCACGGGCUCGAAAUUGCCGAUGGAGGUCUUCUUGGCCACACCAGACGAAUACGAGGAGUAUAUCUGUGACCAGGUCCUACCUUCGUUGAACGCACAAUGUGUUGUGCUGUCUGAUGUUAUGAAGGCAGUGCCGGGUACGACCGAGAUUGAAAAAUACCAGCUGAAGCCGUUCGCGAUGCUCUUUUCUUCAUUUGAAGAGAUUCUGUUUCUAGACGCGGACGCAUUUCCAAUUGCAAAGCCUGAGACCCUAUUCGAGCAAGAGCCAUUCCGGAGCACCAAGUUAAUCACUUGGCCAGAUUUCUGGGCAUCCUCUGCUUCUCCAUUCUACUACCAGAUUGCCUCGCAGAGCGUUCCAGCAAUGGAAUCCCGGCAAUCGACCGAAUCCGGCGAAGUGCUUAUUUCGAAAAGAACACACUUGCGAACACUCCUUCUUUGCACCUACUAUAACUUUUGGGGCCCGACACAUUACUACCGUCUGCUUUCCCAAGGAGCUGCCGGAGAGGGAGACAAAGAAACCUUCAUCAACGCCGCAAUGGCGGUUAACGAGCCAUUUUACCAAGUCAGCGAACCAAUAUGCGCAAUAGGUCACAGAACAGAAGGUGGUCUUGCAGGAUCUGCAAUGCUGCAGUUUGAUCCGAUUGAGGAUUACCAAAUGGCUCAGAAAAAGGAUGGGCGCGAUAAAGGGUCUUCGACUCCUACCCCCCGGGCUUUCUUCAUUCAUGCCAACUUCCCCAAAUUCAAUCCCGCGACCGUCUUUUCCAAGCAAGCGGUCAACCCUGCGUUCAACGACGAUGGAACUUAUACCCGUGCUUGGACGAUACCCGAGGACAAAAUCAAAGCUUUUGGGGCCGAUGUUGAGAAACAGUUUUGGGCGGAGAUCCUCUGGACAGGGUGUGAGCUAGAAAACAAAUUUGGAAGCUGGGUGAACAGAACAGAUAUAUGCAGUGGAGUAACAAAGUAUUGGACCGCUUUAUUUGGAACAGCGGAUCCAGCUCGAGUGUAA